AUGUCGAAGCACAGUUUGGAUGAGGAUCUGAAGCCGAACUCGGUUUUCGUGGAGGAUGCCGAGCUGCAGGCCCCCCACUUAGGGGAUUAUAGUCAGAAUAUCAAUGCAAGGAUCUACAAUCCACUUUCAGGCAUUUCGAAGAAUGAUCUUUAUGACCGCGUACUUCGAUUCUGCCAGGAGUAUGGAUUUGAAGAUCACAUUGAGACAUUCCAGAAAGGCGCUCUUGUAGCACAACGUCCAAAGGACUUUGAGGAGCUUCCGGAGUUGGUAGAAGAGGAUAAGUAUCAUCUACGACGAGAACAUACACACAAAUGGCAUCUGCCUAGAGCCUUAUACUUUAGUAUUGGUUUAUGUUCUCUCGGUUCUGCUAUCCAGGGAUGGGACAAUACGGGAGCAAAUGGCGCCAAUCUUUCUUUCCCGAAGGAAUUUGGAAUCGAGGACAAUACUUGGCUAGUGGGUGUCAUCAAUGCAGGGCCGACACUCUUUGGAUUACUUAGUGCCUGGGCCGCAGACCCUCUGAAUAAUAUGCUAGGAAGGCGAGGUGUUAUCUUUUUGACUGGAAUAUUCUGCGUCUUCCCAGUUCUAGCACAGGCAUUUACCCAUAAUUGGUGGAGCUUGCUGAUUUGCCGCCUCUUCAUGGGACUAGGGAUGGGUAUCAAAAUCUCAACGAUUCCGGUCUUCAGUGCAGAAAUUGCCCCCGCAUCAAUUCGCGGCGGCUUGGUCACCAGUUUCCAGUUAUGGGUGGCAUUUGGUAUCUUUAUUGGUUUCUGUUCGAACUUGAUAUUCUUCCAGAUUGGCGACCUCGCUUGGCGUUUUCAAUUGGGUGCUGCUUUUGUUCCAGCUGUACCUGUCUUAUUCUUGGUCUGGUUCUGUCCUGAAUCCCCAAGAUGGCUUAUGAAAAAGCGCCGCUAUCAAGAUGCCUUCAAAUCAUUCUGUCGGCUACGCAACACAGAGCUCAUUGCUGCAAGAGAACUGUACUAUGCACAUUGCCAGGUGAUGACUGAGCGAGAUGCAUUUGCAGGAAUAUCACUUUCAAGGCGAGUAUGGGAACUAUUCGCAGUUCCUCGCCUCCGACGGGCAGUGAUAUCGAGUUCUUUGAUUGUUAUCGCGCAGCAAUUCUCCGGAAUUAAUGCGAUGGCAUUCUAUUCUAGUACAAUAUUUGCAGAAGCCGGAUAUUCACCACGAGAUUGUCUGCUCGCCUCUCUCGGCUUUGGAUUGACGAUGUUCAUCUUUGCCAUACCUGCCGUCUACACCAUGGACACAUUUGGUCGUCGCAACCUAUUGCUCUUUACGUUCCCCAAUAUGGCAUGGUGUCUCCUAGCGGCAGGAUGCUGUUUCUUGCUCCCAGACGGAUCCAACGCUCGUGUGCCUCUGAUUGCAUUCUUCAUCUAUCUUUUCGGUGCUUUCUAUGGCCCUGGAAUCGGACCUAUUCCGUCCAUUUAUUUCAGUGAAGCUUUCCCGCUAUCUCAUCGUGAAUUAGGCGCAGCUUUCACUAUCUGUGUGAACAAUAUUGUUGGAAGCGUGUUAAGUCUCUCCUUCCCAUCAAUUUUGGCAACAAUGACAGCAACCGGAGGUAUGUACUGCUCUUUCAAUCAGCGGAAAUGCAACGUAACUGACAAGUAUGCUCUUGUAGCGUUCGGAUUCUAUGCUGCGCUGAAUAUGCUCGCGUUUCUUCUGAUCUUCUUCAUAGUGCCAGAAACGAUGCAACGCACCCUUGAAGAGCUCGACUAUACUUUUGGUGUGCCUAUUCACAGACAUGCUCGCUAUCAGAUAGGAACAUGGUUGCCUUGGUUCGUGAAACGAUAUUUCUUCUUCCAACGAUCUGCGAAAUUGGAGCCGCUAUAUAAGUUGGAGGGACUUUAA
Penicillium soppii is the source of this 1863-nucleotide messenger RNA. RefSeq names its product sugar porter family MFS transporter. The transcript is spliced from 13 exons. The record is from RefSeq and is a predicted model, not a curated record. Gene Ontology annotation, cellular component: membrane. Lineage: Eukaryota; Fungi; Ascomycota; Eurotiomycetes; Eurotiales; Aspergillaceae. Gene Ontology annotation, biological process: transmembrane transport. The coding region runs from base 1 to 1863 and encodes 620 amino acids. Gene Ontology annotation, molecular function: myo-inositol:proton symporter activity.